Molecule: messenger RNA, 309 nt
Organism: Ilex paraguariensis (yerba mate)
Lineage: Eukaryota; Viridiplantae; Streptophyta; Magnoliopsida; Aquifoliales; Aquifoliaceae
Source: the annotation of a GenBank genome assembly
AUGGGAAUGGGAGUUGAUAUAUAUGUGGUUGUAGAGCUUAGGACAUUUAGAGUUGAGGAUCACAUCCGAGUUCAACUAGAAAGGGAGAAUGAGGAGCUUAGGGGGGAGGCUGAUGCAAGUAGGAUGAGUUUGAAGUUGCUAGAGAGGCAGAUUAGUGAGAUCACUUCACCAGUAGAUUCCCUGGAGUCCACUGUGAAUGCUUCAAUAGAGACAAAGGUGCAGGCCGAGCUCCAAUCUUGGUUUGCCGCCUUCCUCCAACAGAUGGAAGAGUCUAGCCAAAUUCCAAACAUUCUUCAUUCCGACAGGUAA